Molecule: messenger RNA, 3692 nt
Organism: Phyllostomus discolor (pale spear-nosed bat)
Lineage: Eukaryota; Metazoa; Chordata; Mammalia; Chiroptera; Phyllostomidae
Gene: ZNF282
Product: zinc finger protein 282
Biological process (GO): regulation of DNA-templated transcription
Source: RefSeq, a predicted model, not a curated record
GCGGAGGGGCGGGGAGCGCCUCCAAAGGGGACUGUUUGCUCCUACGGGCUGUAGAUGGAGCUGUCCGGCCCCGGCGAGGGGGAAGGCGCCUGGAAACCGUUCUUCUUCUCCCUGGCCGGCCCGAGCGGGGAACAGCACUCCCAGGAUGCAGUUUGUGUCAACACGGCCGCAGCCUCAGCAGCUGGGCAUUCAGGGCCUUGGGUUGGACAGCGGGAGCUGGAGCUGGGCCCAGGCUCUGCCCCCGGAGGAGGUCUGCCACCAGGAGCCGGCGCUGCGCGGGGAAAUGGCCGAGGGAAUGCCGCCCAUGCAGGCGCAAGAAUGGGACAUGGACGCCCGGCGACCAAUGCCUUUUCAGUUCCCGCCCUUCCCGGACCGGGCUCCCGUCUUCCCUGACCGCGUGAUGAGAGAGCCCCAGCUGCCCACGGCGGAGAUCUCACUCUGGACCGUGGUGGCCGCCAUUCAAGCGGUGGAGAGGAAGGUGGACGCCCAGGCCAGCCAGCUGCUGAACCUGGAGGGGCGGACGGGGACGGCAGAGAAGAAGCUGGCCGACUGCGAGAAGACGGCCGUGGAGUUCGGGAACCACAUGGAGAGCAAGUGGGCCGUGCUGGGCACGCUGCUGCAGGAGUACGGGCUGCUGCAGAGGCGCCUGGAGAACAUGGAGAACCUGCUGAGGAACAGGAACUUCUGGGUGCUGCGGCUGCCCCCGGGCAGCAAGGGGGAGGUCCCCAAGGUUCCCGUGACUUUUGUCGACAUUGCCGUCUACUUCUCCGAGGACGAGUGGAAGAACCUGGACGAGUGGCAGAAGGAGCUGUACAACAACCUCGUGAAGGAGAACUACAAGACCCUCAUGUCCCUGGAUGCGGAGGGUCCAGGGCCCAAGCCAGAGGCCCCGUCCCAGGCUGAGCCCAGGGAAGAGCCUUGCGUGUGGGAGCAGCGUGACCCAGAGGAGAGAGAAAUCCUGAUGGACCCGGACACAGGAGCAGAGCCCCUGGUGCCCGCCCAGGAUGCGUCCUCGCAGGUGAAGCGGGAGGAAGCCCUGUGUGCCCGGAGUCAGCGGGGCCUGGAGGAGAGAGCCGCCCCCGCGGAGCCCAUUACCGACUCGCCAGCCUCCGCCCAGGACCUGCUGUCCCGGAUCAAGCAGGAGGAGCACCCGUGUGUGUGGGACCAGCAGGACCUGGCCGAGAGAGAUAUCCCGACGGACCCCAACUCAGAGUCUCUGAUCUCAGCACAUGACAUCUUGUCGUGGAUCAAGCAGGAGGAGCAGCCGUACCCAUGGGGCCCCCGCGACUCCAUGGAAGGAGAGCUCGGAUUGGACUCUGGCCCCAGUGACAACCUGCUGCUGGUGAAGAACCCGGCCCCGGCCCCGCCGCCGCCGCAGCCCGCUCCUCCGAGCCUGCCCGCAGCCCCGGCCGCGGCGGCGGAGAGCACGGGCGGCCCCCCAAGCCGGGGCGCAGCGGGGCUGCUGGACGAGGGCUUCCCAGCGGCCCUGUCCGGGGAGCGCGGCGCGGCUGGCGGGGCGCAGGCUGGCGGCGGGGGCGCCGGAGGGGGCCCGGAGGGCGGCGGGGGCUGCGGCAGCUGCUGCCCGGGGGGCGGGCUGCGGCGGGGCCUCCUGCACGGCGCGCGCAGCAAGCCCUACUCCUGCCCAGAGUGCGGCAAGUGCUUCGGCGUGCGCAAGAGCCUCAUCAUCCACCACCGCAGCCACACCAAGGAGCGGCCGUACGAGUGCGCCGAGUGCGAGAAGAGCUUCAACUGCCACUCGGGCCUCAUCCGGCACCAGAUGACGCACCGCGGCGAGCGGCCCUACAAGUGCUCCGAGUGCGAGAAGACCUACAGCCGCAAGGAGCACCUGCAGAACCACCAGCGGCUGCACACGGGCGAGCGGCCCUUCCAGUGCGCGCUGUGCGGCAAGAGCUUCAUCCGCAAGCAGAACCUGCUCAAGCACCAGCGCAUCCACACGGGCGAGCGGCCCUACACGUGCGGCGAGUGCGGCAAGAGCUUCCGCUACAAGGAGUCGCUCAAGGACCACCUGCGGGUGCACAGCGGCGGCCCGGGCGUCGGGGCCCCGCGGCCCCUGCAGGCGCCGCCCGAGCGAGACUAGGGCUGGGCUGGGGGAGGGAGGGCCCCGCGGCAGGAGCAGGGGUGCGGCGGGCCUAGGGGCGGCCUGACGACCCUGGAUCCUGCUCGUGGCUCCCGGUGCGCCUUCCCUCCCUCCGCCCGCCACCUGCUGGAAAUCGGGAAUAGGAAUUGCACUCUAAACAGGGUCCCCAGUGGCUGGGCGGGGCUCCCCUAGACCCGUCCGGCCUGAAUGGACAGCUCACCCAGCUCAUCUCGCAGAGUGGACCAAGGGGCCGGCUGAGCGGCUUCCCGCAGGGUAGGGGCCAGAGGGACAGUGGCCAGAGGCUUCGGGCACCCCCCUCAGACACCUACAGCGCCCACUUGGCCGCUGGGGUCCCAGAUGGUGAUCGGGGGAGGCAACCAGGGCGCCUCGAAGCCUGAGGUCAGGAAAUCAGGUCCGAAGGGCGAGAGGCGGGAGAAGGAAGCGAAGGUGUGGCCGCGCAGAGGGAUGCGCUAAGGAAAGGAUACCACCUCUAUGGCGACAACACUGCCUCGCGUUUCAAUAGCGCUUUGUAACUUUUUUAAACGUGUUUUCUAUCCGUUACUUAUCUUCACCCUUAGCCUAUCCCUCUGCAGCCGGUGGGGGAGGGUUUGCCUGACUCGGUGACCGAGGAGAGGAGAUGCGGGUCGGAUGGUGUAGCCCGAAUCACACCAGGAGAGCGGGCGGAGCUGGGACCAGGGCUCCGGCGCCCGGCGCAGUGCCCCCCACCCCACACACGGCCUACCUCCGACGCUUGAGAGACAGGCCUCCCUGGCCUGGCCUCUCCCGGUCUCUCUCCUCUCCCUUGCCCCUGACCCACCAAAAAUAAUCAGAAGCAACCUGGGACCACUCGUGGGGCACCUGGGCGUGGGGCACCGUGGGCUGCAGCGUGCCCCGGGUUGCGCUUCUGGAAGGCUCCUCCUAUGUGGGCAUUCUCGGGCCCCAGGGCCCUGUCCCCUUCGGCCUGCCACCUCCAAGCCCCUCAAUAUGGUGCAGCACAGGCCCUCCGCGGCAGCCGGCGCCCUGGGUCAGACCUCACCCUGGCGACGUAUUCCAGUUUCCCCAGGGCGGAGCGGCGAGAGCCAGGCUCGCGCUGCGGGGGCUGCCGGCGCGGAAAUGAGUCUCUCCCCAGGAGGGCCAGGCACGUGGGUGCUAGAGGCCUAGAGCCUCAGUCUCUGCCCUGCCCUGCCCUGGGCCACCCCACCGGUGCUAUCUGUUAACUGCCUAUGGACAUGAACUCAGACCCUGCCGGCGCCUCGGGAGGCGCCCCAAGGACUCCCCUGUGUUGGUGCAAUGCUCCGUGGCCCCGAGGGGCCACAGUCUCCAUUUCUGCGUCUUGCAUGGCCAGGCACUGGGCCGGGGCGGCAUGCCCCAGGACCCUCGUUUGUGUCGAGAAUGACUUUUCCUGCUCCGCCCACCCACCCCACUUCUCCCGCCGGCACCGCCGCCGCCGGGAGCUCGGUGGGCAGCCAGCACCUGGCACCACGUUUGUGAGCGCUCCGCUUCCUCCCUCGUCCGCGCAGCUUGGCUUUCCUCAGACCCCUUUCUGCCAUGCAAAGGGAAUUCUUGAAGUGAAAUAAAAGAUGUCCAGAUUGCA